Messenger RNA from Aspergillus tanneri, 1506 nucleotides. Its product is annotated as putative zinc knuckle transcription factor (CnjB). Bases 1 to 1506 code for a protein of 501 amino acids. Gene Ontology annotation, cellular component: cytoplasm. The transcript is spliced from 12 exons. NCBI's taxonomy places the organism in Eukaryota, Fungi, Ascomycota, Eurotiomycetes, Eurotiales, Aspergillaceae. Gene Ontology annotation, molecular function: zinc ion binding; translation regulator activity; mRNA binding. The record is from RefSeq and is a predicted model, not a curated record. Gene Ontology annotation, biological process: positive regulation of cytoplasmic translation.
AUGAGCGGAUGGACUCCUGAUGAGGGGGACUGGGGUGUUCAUUCCGACUCUGGCUUCCGAAACAAUGAGAACGUCAGCCCGAAUAGUUUCAAGGGCGCUCCGGACUUCGGUGGUGAUGACUUUGGUAAUGACUUUGAUGGCAACGACUCGAAGCCCACCGGUGAGCAAGAUGACAACAAAUGUCGCAACUGUGGAAACGAUGGCCACUUCGCCCGUAACUGCCCUGAGCCUCGCAAGGGUAUGGCUUGCUUCAACUGCGGUGAGGAAGGUCACACUAAAUCUAAGUGCAUCAAGCCUCGCGUGUUCAAGGGCUCUUGCCGUAUCUGCAACCAAGAGGGACAUCCGGCUGCUGAAUGUCCUGAGAAGCCUGCUAGUGUUUGCAAGAACUGCAAGAUGGAAGGUCACUUAACCAUGGAGUGCAAAUCUAAUCGCAAGUUCGACAUGAACCACAUUCCUGAUAAACUUCCAGACGAGGCCUGGAAUGCCAUCAAAGCAGCUAGUGCCGAGAGAAACCUUGAGGAUUUCCGUGAGGCGCUCAACAUGUAUUCUAAGGCCGUCCCCCAGGCGACAUUUCUUGAUAUCGAAAAGAAACUGCGUGAGGAUAACCUCUGCUUCUACAUUAUUGCAAUGGACAAACAAGUGGACGAGUGCAUUAGCCUUAUCAAUCUCCAGGGGAAGCUGAACUGCAAGUAUGUCGUUGGGUUUUUCUACAGACCCAAGCCCCAGCGUGCGCACCUCAGAGAGCGUUGGCCAGAGUCCGUCGAGGACAACUUUGAACGUCUUGAAAAUGCAGGUCUUCCUUACGACCGCCAGAUUCCCAAGUGCGGGAACUGCGGAGAAAUGGGCCAUACUACGCGCGGCUGCAAGGAAGAACGUGCUCUUGUUGAACGUAUCGAAGUAAAAUGUGUCAAUUGCAAUGCUGUUGGACACCGUGCUCGUGAUUGCACUGAGACACGUCGUGAUCCAUAUGCUUGCCGCAACUGCGGAUCAAAUGAGCAUAAGGCUGCCGACUGUCCCAACCCUCGCACUGCAGAGGGCGUUGAAUGCAGACGUUGCAAUGAAGUCGGUCACUUCGCAAAGGACUGUCCCCAGGCUAGUGCUCCAAGAGCCUGUCGCAACUGCGGAUCCGAGGACCACAUGGCGAGGAAUUGCGACAAGCCACGCGAUGUCUCAACUGUGACAUGCCGUAACUGUGACGAGGGUAAGGCUUUCUAUCAUGCCCCCGAUCCCAUCUUCCACGAGCUAAUGCUAUUUGUAUCAGUCGGCCAUUUCAGUCGUGACUGCCCCCGAAAGAAAGAUUGGUCUAAGGUUAAAUGCAACAACUGUGGUGAGAUGGGUCACACCAUCAAGCGUUGCCCUAGCGCCGCAGAGCCGGACGGAAUGGCCACGGAUAACAGUAACGACGACUUUACUACUGGUGGUUGGCCUGUCGACCGGACAGAGUCCAAGGGCGAGGCACAAGCCGGAGGCGGCGGAUGGGCGUCUGAAGGGGCUACGUGGGGCUAG